Molecule: messenger RNA, 8091 nt
Organism: Esox lucius (northern pike)
Lineage: Eukaryota; Metazoa; Chordata; Actinopteri; Esociformes; Esocidae
Gene: hivep3b
Product: transcription factor HIVEP3
Exons: 8
Coding region: 992-7096 (2034 amino acids)
Biological process (GO): regulation of transcription by RNA polymerase II
Cellular component (GO): nucleus
Molecular function (GO): RNA polymerase II cis-regulatory region sequence-specific DNA binding; DNA-binding transcription factor activity, RNA polymerase II-specific
Source: RefSeq, a predicted model, not a curated record
GGAUACUCCAAGCAAACUGCACUCUGAAAUUCUUGUGGUGGAUUCUUGUAUCCUAUGCACACGAUCAUGAAAAAGUGAAGCAGUGUAGCUUUUGUUUUUGUUUGAAUAGUAACUGUAACCGUGACUCUCUGGCUGAUACUGUAGUUGUCAGUUGCCCUUGGUUUGUCCUGCGGGUUAUCAUUGAAGGUACACACGUUCAAACACACAAUCACCAGGGUGUGUACACACAGGCUUGUCCCAGUGACAGAAGUAAACAGGCAGACACAACCUUUUCAUGUCCCUGCUGCCGGUCAUAAAUCCUGUUCUCUGAAACACAAGAGAAUAAUAGCCACUGUGUUCUGAGGCAAGAGGGAGCCAGGAACAAGAUGAUCACACACAAGUUUUUUUCAACUGAAAACUGACCCAAACCACUGGUCUGGAAGCCAACUGGUCCUCUACCCUGAUUAUGUCGCUGAAAUCCCUCCUGGAGCAGAGUACACAGCGCUGCAGCACUGGCAACCAUCCUAGACACCUUCCACACAUCCACAAAAAGAACACAAGACCCGGUGUGGUGCUAGACUGACCAGUGACAACCCAAGAGGAACAAGGGAUGUCUCAGAGGUUUCUACUCAACUGAGCAAAACUGUCAGUGCUAGAGAAUGCCAGGCCAAACCCUUAUCUAGCCCUCAGUCCAUAGCGAAAGACCUGCCACAAUGGCUCUGGUCAGAUGGGAACAUAGUAACUUCAUGCUGAGAGUGGAUCUUGUUUUACCUGCUUACUCAAUGCUCCUUGGCGUCAAGUUUUAAUGAUGUCUUAUUUAGUUAUUUUGAAUGACUUUUGGCCCGCUCACCAGAAAGGUUCUCCACUGUGAUUUUUGUCCUGAACGGAUGCCCCUCUCGAUGUUCCCCCGCACUGGGAAUCCUUGCAACCCUAUGUCUAGGCCCAUGAGGCUGUGUGACGCUUUGCUCCCAGAGGCAAUUCCUGUGUUUACGUGAGGCCUUCUCCCCACUCUAUGGAGACAGAGCCCAGCCGUCCUGCUGAUGGGAAGAGGUCUGAAAGGCAAGAGCAACAUCUGUCUGCUGGGGGCACCGAGCCCCCCACGGGAUCCCAUCCAUCUCAGCUACAGCAGCCGCCGUCCAACCCCCGCCCUGUCCAUGGUGCCCUGGGUCGCCUGCACCAUCGUCAGCCCAAACGCAGCGACCUGCUCUUCAGGCUCCAGCAUCAACACAAGACUCCGGCAGCAGUCUUGCAGCUCUCGACAGAGACCCCAGGUCCCUCAAGAGGCAGCUUCUCCUCCACCUCCUCCUUAUCCCUACCGUCCUCAUCUACCCAAGGUUACAACACUCAGAGUGUCCUGUCCCAGUCAAGCCAGGAGGCCCCAGAGUGCGGCUUGUCAAAAAGGGGGGAUAGGAAGCCCCAGAAACCGGGGAAGUAUGUGUGCACUUACUGCGGCCGUCCUUGUGCCAAACCCAGUGUUCUCCAGAAACACAUCCGCUCCCACACCGGGGAGAGGCCUUACCCCUGCACCCCCUGCGGCUUCUCCUUUAAGACCAAGAGUAACCUGUACAAGCACCGCAAGUCCCAUGCCCACCGCAUUAAGGCGGGUCUGGUGUCGAGGCGGGAUGAGCUCAGCAUGAGUGGACCUGAGGGGGGAGCCCCAGGUGAGGACCCUGAGGAGCCCACAGAGGGGGAGAGCACAGACUCUGAGGAGGAGACUGGUAAAGAUGGGAAAGAGAGGCUGGGCAAACAAAUGAGCAGCAGCAAUGUGAAAACAUCAAGGCCAGAGGUGGGUGAGAUGCCUGAUGACUCCCAGGCCGUGAAGCAGAGGCUGGCCAUGAGGCUGAGCGAGAGAAACCGUGGCCCCGUGGUCGACAUAGACAACCCUCCAUCCACCUCCACUUCCUCUUCCUCACUGGGACCCGGCAGCAAGGGCAGCCAAGAGUCUGGCUAUUUCUCCAGUUCGGGGAGUGCUGAGAUGAGCAGAGCUGACUCACAGGUGAGCCCUCCCACUGCCAAUGCCAAAUCCUAUGCUGAGAUCAUCCUGGGCAAGUAUGGGCGACUGGGAGGGCAGCAACGAGGUCCCCAUCAGCAGCACGCCCCCUCUUCAUCAUCAGGGGUGGAGGAAAAGACCAACAUGCCCUUUAGUGUGCCCAAGACGCAGGUCAUCGAGCACAUCACCAAGCUCAUCACCAUUAACGAGGCGGUGGUGGACACGAGCGAGAUUGACAGUGUCAAGCCCAGGCGCUCCUCUCUCUCCAGGAAGAGCAGUCUGGAGUCGCCCAAGUUCUCCUCCCCCAAAGACCCCUAUGUGUUUGAAUUUAAGGGAGAUAGCCCUGGCACCAGCAGUAUGGCAAACCAAUCACUCCGUCCCCAUGCCCAAGAUGCUGACCCAUCGGUGGUCCAGGAGUCUUCUUUCCCAUUGCCCCUGCUAAGAAGUCAUUCGAUGCCUGCAGCAGCAUGCCAGGGGGACCCCUCAACCAGCAGCUCUACCACCUCCUCUCCCAGAGGAGUCCGUCGUCUGAGCCAAUCAUUUGACGAACAACAGGCCGUGGUUGCUGAGAUGAGGGUAUGCGGGCAGCACCGUAUGCUGAGGCGCCAGCCUGCCAUCGAAGUGCCCCUGGGGGCUGAGCUCUUACCGGAUGAGGCUGGUUCCUCCUCCUCAGCCACAGAAAGAGACAUUUCUAGGAAGCAGCAACAGCAAUGUAAGGGUCCUAAUCUCUAUGAGUGUGCGGCCUGCGGAGCCUUCUGCAAGCAUAGCGAGGGAUACAAGGCGCCCAAAGGACUCUGCACAGUCCAGCCUACAGAGGAGCAGGAGAGAGGAGAGGUGGGCGGAGCAUGCCGGGAGGGCCGCCCACAGAUGAUGCACUAUAAGUUCCGAGCGCUGGCCAUGGCAGUGAGGAAGAGAAGGAAAGAGGAGAGUCUGGAGGAGGAUCCUCCCAGCCCCGGGCCUGCAGGUGUUAUGACCUGUAGCCCUGCAUCAUCCACUGCACCACCAAGCCUGCCGGAACAGAGCAGGGCCUACUUGGGUGCUCCUCCACAGUCUGAGCCACUGCAGCAAGACAGGAAGGGCAUCUCGGUCAUUCAACACACCAGCUCUUUUGAGAAGCAUGAAUGCAUAUCCAUGGAAAACCAGGAUUCUAGAGAGUUUCAAGAGUGCGAGCCAACACUGCAACAGCAGCCGCAGCCAAAAUCAUCGCCCUCCAUGUUCCGUCUUGUUCGCCAGCCCAACAUACAAGUGCCAGAGAUCCUAGUGACAGUGGAGCCUGAUACUGACAUGGUGUCAGCAUCACCUCCGGCAUUUUCCUCCAAAGAGUCAGAGAGAGUUGUAGAGGAGUUCCAGUGGCCUCAGCGCAGCCAGAGUAUGGCUCAGCUCCCUGCUGAGAAGUUGCCACCAAAAAAGAAGCGUCUCCGUUUAGCUGAGGCAGCUGCACAGUCCUCUGGUGAGUCUAGUUUUGAGUCUGUAUCGUUGUGUCCCCGAAGCCCCAGUCAAGAGAGCAAUGUCUCCCACACCUCCUGCCACUCUGCCUCCUUUGAAGACACAGGGGGGAAACCUGCUGAGCCUUCCCUCUGGGGAUCCGGCAGCACCCAGGUCUCCCACAUGUUGACUGUGCCCUCGGGCCAUCACCGACACAGCCAAUUCCAAAGAGAAAUGCGCCGGUCAGCCUCAGAGCAGGCACCCACCAGCCCCCAGCAGACACCACCAGUCGUAGAGACCAGGAGCAAGUCCUUUGACUAUGGGUCCCUUUCUCCACAGCAGUCUGUGUCAGCCUGGAAGGAGAGGAGGAAAUGCCUGCUGGUGAAGCAUGCCACCCUGGGUGAGCAUGAACCAGAGGAAGGGUUCACAUCCAGCCAGUCAGCCCGACCAGGGAGCCCCAAGGCUGGCCCUUCCUACACCAGCCACCUUGCCCUCCACCUUGGUGAAGCCAGCACCUCCAGACUAAUUUCGGAGGGAGUAGGAAAGACCUUACAGCUGUUCCACCAGCCCAAGAUUGUCCCCAUGCGACCAAUGAGUCAAUAUCGGUUCCCUCCAGGGCCAAUAGCGCAGCUCCUACCAGUCACCACUGCCAUCUCAGAUGUCCUUUCCACCCACAUCUUCCACAGAGCUUUCUUGCAAACACACCCUUCCCCUACGCCCAUACCUACACACCCAGGUCAGCCUCACAUGACAGAACAUCUAGGUCUCCCCCUCAAUCCAUUCUCAACUCUGCUUCCCCUGCAGUAUCCCACCGCACCUGGCCAAUCUGUGUACCUCCCUGUGGUCCCUGGGCUCACAAUCCAAGUCCCCUCGCAGCCCCCUAGGCCCUCCACCAUGGUGCUCCCUGCCUCAUCUCCUCAGUCGUUUGCCCACCUCCCCAGCCACUACCCGCGGCCCAUCAUCACAACGUGCCUAGCACAGCUGACGCCGGUCAUAUCGCUGGUGGUGCCGGUGCGCCUCCAGACGAACAUGCCCUCCUAUGCCAGUGCGCUGUACACCACUCUCUCUGGGAUCCUGGCAUCGGCUCGCUCCCAGGAACCUAUCUGCUGCACGGCCAUGGUAAUCAUGGGCCAGCUGGAGCAGGACAAACUGCAGAGAUCCUACCUGAAGAUCCCCACGCCAGAUUUCAAGAGCUGCCUGCCCCUGACUCUGCCCUUGUCCCUGGAGCUGGGCUGUGGGUCUACUGAGGCUUAUGGAGGGGUAGGUGGGAGCAAACGCAUGCUCUCCCCUGCGGCUAGUCUGGAGCUCAGCACAGAAGCCCAACGCCAGCAAAAACGAGUAAAGGAGGAAGAGGGUGAGGAAGAGGAAAAUCAGGGAACUGGGAGAAAACUGGAAGGAAGGGUGGAGAAACAGAUGGAAAAGGCAGAGUUAGGAGUAGUAACUGUGAAAGUUGAGGAGGAAGUAGAGGAACAACGGGACCUUGAGGGGCAACUGGACAAAAGAGAGGUGCAAGGGAAGGCUGAACCUAAGAAAGAAGAGAAGGAAGAAGGGGAGGAGGGCCAGGGAGUGAGUACUUCCCACCUACCCCAAUGUUCAGAGCGAGCCAGAGCCCCCUCUUACCCCAGCCUCCACACCACCACCGCAGUCAGCUGGUGCUACUUGAAUUAUUUGAAGCCUAACCCCUCUGCUCAAAGGGAGCCACAGACCUCUGUUUACUCCUCCUGGAGUGUCAGUGUGCACAAUCCCAACCUGCCAGGCUUGUCCACCAAGCUGGCUUUGUCCCUGCUGAGCUCCAAGCAAAAGCAUAGCUCUGAAACCUACACAAUGGCCACGGCUCCUACUCCAGCCACGGGUAAGGUUGUUCCAGCCAGCAGCCGGAAGCCCUGCAUUUCAGAGAUACAUGCUACCCCACCCAGCACCCCCGUCGAAGUGAAGGAGCCACCACAGCAGCCUGUGAAGGACAAGAAGAAGGGGAAGAAAGAGGAGCAAGGGCCCUCCUCCAAACAGAGUGAGCCUUCCCGUGUCCGUAUCUUCGAGGGCGGCUACAAGUCCAAUGAGGAGUAUUUGUAUGUGCGUGGUCGUGGCCGAGGAAGGUAUGUGUGUGGAGAGUGUGGCAUCCGCUGUAAGAAACCCAGUAUGCUGAGGAAACACAUCCGCACACACACAGACGUCCGGCCAUAUGUCUGCAAGAAUUGCAACUUUGCCUUUAAAACCAAAGGGAACCUCACCAAGCACAUGAAGUCCAAGGCUCAUGGGAAGAAGUGCCAGUCAAUGGGAACCUCUGUGUCUUCACUGGACGAGCCUGAGGAUGCAGGGGGUAGUGAAGAUCGUGUGUGUGGCUCUGAGGACCAGGAUGAGCACCAGUUUUCAGAUGUGGAGGAUUCAGAGGACGAUGACUACGACGAGGAAGAGGAAGGGUCCUCGUCCUACGAUGAGCCGCCUUCCUCCUGCUCCUCCGACACCCGUCCAUCCACUGGGGAGCGCUCCAGCAGUGUACCCCGGCAGACCACCUCUGAUUUCUCCAACCUAGAACCCCAACUUGGUCACAGUUCCAGCCCUUGCCCUAGCCAGGAACCUUCUCCCUCCUUGAGACGGUGGGCCAGUGGACAUGCUGGCUCUCCGGGAAGCAGGAGGGUGCUGUUCUCCCGUCAGGGCUGGGACCCCUCCCCCAGGCCUUCCUUCUCCCCAAGCAGUGAGAGCUGCUCUCCCAUCCAAAGCUUUUCCCCGAGACUGGAGCUGGCCACCACCAGCCGACACUUCUCCCCCUCCCCCGAAAGAGGACCUUCCCCGAUCAGAGCUCUCUCCCCAGUGUCCUCCAUGCGUCCUCUCUCCCCACUCCAAACAAUGUCUCCCAGCCGGCAAAAGGCGUCGCAGGUCCGGGCAUCUCAUUCACCCCUGAGGGUUCAGCACAGACCCCGCUGCUCACCCGUUUGUAUGCCCGGGGACAGCUACAGCACGAUAACCAGUGAUCACAGACAAGAGACAUUAGGAACACCAAGUCAAUGGCUGAUGAGUCCAGAGCCCAGCCUGUCGUUCCCUCCAACGUUCCACCUCUCCCUCAGUGACAGGCCAGCUCAUUCCACAGCCCAGUCCCAGUCCAAGGACCGUAUCUUCAGCCACCUGCCCCUGCAUUCACAGCAGGCCAGGGUGCCCUACCUUAUGAUCCCCAUCGGGGGCAUUCAAAUGGUGCAGGCUCGCCCCCUGUCCCAUCCCACCACCCCCACCUCACCCCCCUUCUCCUCUUUCCCAAUAGAGGGGCUUCUACCACUGGGCCAGACCUGCAGGGAACCACCCUGGGACGAGACCCUGAAACAUCAAGGGCUUAGAACUCCUGUGCCCCACCGGUCUGACUACCAGGAAAGAGUAGCCAGCCAAUCAGUGCUGUGCAUUCCCAGUGUGACUCCACCCAUAAGAUCCGAACCCUCACCCUUGCAGAAGGGUAAUGCAGAGCCAGCGCCAACAGACGCAGAGCAAUAUGGCAGCUUACACAGUUCCUCCCACUCACACAAGUCUGAAGCAGAGAGCAUAGAACGACCCACAGGACUGCCACCUUGUCAGCCGGGCCCCUCUCCCACAGCCAGAAUUGGACAGAUAUCUGAGAGGGAGGAGCCAUCAGGGCCACAGUCCAGAUCCAAUGAUUCAGAAUUGGUGGAAGGAGGAGCCAAAAGCGGAGACUCAGCCAAUCCAGACCAGAGCACUUAAUAGUCUCCCCACUUUGAUUCGUCAGGCAUUCUUUACACUUUUUGUUGUUACUCUUUUUUUGGGGUUUUGUAUUGAUUAGUUUUGAUACAGUUUUCAAUACAAUUGUUAACUUAAAUAUUUGUUUUCUGCAAUAUUCAGGUUUGUUAUAAAAUGCACUUGACAAUAUUAUUUCUGUAAAUCUCACAAACUCUUCUUUAUCACUGUUCAUACUGUUAUCUUAAUAUCUGUUUGAAUAUACAUGUAAUAUGAAUUUGUAAAUGACCAAAAUCUUUAAUGAACAAUAAUUCUAAUUUUAUUUUGUCCCUUUGUCCAGUAUUACUCAAACUGUAGUUACUUGUGCCUUUUUUCUCCAAGUUUGUGUCUUGAGAUGUAGACAAAGAUAAAAGGCUGUGAAGUUUUGAUAUACUUUUUGUGUUUCCAUGGAGGUGGUUCCUAUUUUGCAUAAUAUUUGUUUGUAUCCUUAAGGCCAAUGCUUUGAUGUCAGGGUAUUUUAAAAUAUGAUAUGAGAUAUAUAUCAUAUUUUGAUACAUAGCUAUAUUGAAGGAACAACUGAGAGCUUUGCAAAGAAAAUGCACUGAAGUCAUAUUUUUAUUUAAAAAAUAUUUAUCUCUAUGUGUCUCUCUAAAGAGAAGAGAGCUCCAUAUUUAUUGUUUUGUUAAACUUUAAAAGUGAUUCUUGUUUGAAAGUUUUUUUACUUUUCUUUUUUUAGUCUGUGUGUCUGUAAUUAAGAUGGCCAGUGUACAUUUGGAUGGUACAAAAAGGAAAAAGUGCCCUACAAAUUUUUGGACACAGCACAUUUCUAGUCUCUGAACCAAUAAAAAGUGCACCAGAAUUCUGUGAGGCUGUGUUUUACUUCAGUUUUGUUUUUCUUGUUUUUGAAAAUCUGCUUUUCUUUUAAAGAAGUGGUGUGUAAAGUUUUAGUGCAGCACUAUUGAACUGUGGUAUUGGAGGCCUGAACGACUACUGUUUUUCAUCCUAAUAAAUAACUAAAUGAA